This is a messenger RNA of Manihot esculenta (cassava), 1464 nucleotides long. RefSeq lists its product as uncharacterized. Lineage: Eukaryota; Viridiplantae; Streptophyta; Magnoliopsida; Malpighiales; Euphorbiaceae. Gene Ontology annotation, molecular function: zinc ion binding; nucleic acid binding. Bases 1 to 1464 code for a protein of 487 amino acids. The transcript has 2 exons. The record is from RefSeq and is a predicted model, not a curated record.
AUGUCUGAGGAAUCACAACGUGCUAUAGAUGAGGAGGUGGGAAGUCAUGCCCCCUCAGAACCCAUUGAGCCAGCAGUUGCACCAGCCCCUCAUGGUGAAGAUAGGCCAGGACAGGAUGCAUUUUUACAACAGUUGGCAGAUAUGUUUAGACGAGUUUCAGGGGCAGCACCUCAGGUGCCACCACCAGUUGCAGUACCUAUGCAGGCUCCUGCUAGACCACCAAUAGACAAGCUUAGAAAAUAUGGAGCUAUGGAAUUCAAAGGCAGAAGAGAAGAUGAUGCUCCAGUAGCAGAGUACUGGCUGCAAAGUACAGAGAGAGUGUUGCAGCAGCUUCAGUGCACACCACCAGACAGUGUGGCUUGUGCAGUUGCUUUGUUACAAGAAGAGGCCUAUCAGUGGUGGGACACCACAUCACAGAUAGUUCAAUCUGAGCAGCGGACUUGGGAAUUCUUUCUGGCUGAGUUUCGAAAGAAGUAUAUAGGAGAUUUGUAUAUGGAUGAGAAGAGAAAAGAGUUCCUAUAUUUGAGACAGGGCAGGAUGACUGUUAGCGAGUAUGAAAAAGAUUUCAUCAGAUUGAGUAAGUAUGCCCGGGAAAUGGUGCCUACAGAGGAAGCUAAAUGUAAGAAAUUUGAGCAGGGUUUGCAUAAUGACAUUAGGGUGCUUUUGGCAGCCCAUUCCAUCAAAGAGUUCUCUACUCUGGUAAAUGCAGCGUUGAAUAUAGAGAAGAUAAAAGAAGAAGAACAGAGCUGGAGACAGAAAGGGCAACAGAAGAGAGGGCAAACCCAGAUGCAGGGGCAAUCCUCAGCCUCUCAAGCACCUAUGAAGAGACAAAGAGCCAGUUCAGGAAGUGCAAGCAGGGGACAAUACCCUAUAUGUGAGCACUGUGGUAGAAGGCAUUUAGGACCCUGCAGAAAACUAACAGGGGCAUGCUUCAGGUGUGGAUCCACUGAGCAUCUUAUGAGAGACUGUCCUAGGGGACAGGUAUCAUCAGCACCACCUAUAGAGAGGCCUAUUCCUGCUGGAUCUAGAGGAAGAGGAAGGGGUAGAGGUAAUCAAGGGGCAACUUCAGCCAGUCAAAGGGUGUCUGAAACAGUAGAUAGACUAGACUUCAGAACACCUGCUAGAGCAUAUGCCAUCAGGGCUAAAGAGGACAGAGACUCCAGACGGAUUGUUGGUACAUUCUCAAUCUUUGAUAAACCUGUGCAUGCAUUGAUAGACCCAGGAUCUACACAUUCAUACAUAUGUUUACCCAUUGUCAAUGAGGGGAAAUUACAGGCAGAUUCUCUAAACCAAGAUAUAAUAGUAACCAAUCCCCUUGGUCAUAGUGUGAUAGUGAGUAAAGUAUAUAGGGAUUGUCCUAUAUCUAUUCAUGAUCAGACUUUCCAUGGUGAUUUGAUAGAGUUACCCUUUAGAGAAUUUGAUGUAAUCCUUGGCAUGGACUGGUUAUCUAAGCAUCGGGUAUAA